Hydra vulgaris (swiftwater hydra) is the source of this 684-nucleotide messenger RNA. RefSeq lists its product as uncharacterized. NCBI's taxonomy places the organism in Eukaryota, Metazoa, Cnidaria, Hydrozoa, Anthoathecata, Hydridae. The record is from RefSeq and is a predicted model, not a curated record.
AUGACUAUUAAUCAGGAAGGCUUGUUUAUAAAUCCAUCUAAAGCUUUUAUUUUAAUUGAAGGAAGACUUCUAAAAGCAGAUGGAACAUCUUAUGCUAAUGCAGAUGCUGUAACACUUGUAAACAAUGGUCUUAUGUACUUAUUUACUAGAGCAGAAUAUCAAUUAUCUGGUCAAACUGUAGAAAAUAUUAAUAAUUUAGGUAGAACAACUACAAUCUUAGGUUUGCUCAAAUAUCCUAUUAACUUUCAAAAUGUUCAAGGUAUGAACCAAUUAAGGUACAAAGAUUCAUCAACGACUGCAGCAAUUGCUACAAAUUUAGGAUUUGCAGCAAGACAAUCUUAUUUAAUUCAAGAGCCAAAUACAAAAGGAAAAUUUUCCUUUUGUGUUCCUCUAAAACAUAUUUUUGGAUUUUGUGAUACUUAUGAUAAAGCUUUUUAUGGAUUAAUACAUACACUUACUCUAAUUAGAGAAAGUGAUAAUAAUGCAAUUUUUAGAGCUGCAGGUACAGCUGCUGGACAAGUCAAUCUUACUAAAGUAUCACUUUUUAUGCCACAUAUUAAACCAUCUCUUGAAUAUGAACUUAAGCUUAAUAAAGAAAUUGAAUCAAAAGUACCACUUCCAUUAUCUUAUAUUGAAAGACGUAGUGAACCGAUAAUUGUUCCACAAACUACUGAUUUUACUUGA